This is a messenger RNA of Microcebus murinus (gray mouse lemur), 3167 nucleotides long. The record is from RefSeq and is a predicted model, not a curated record. NCBI's taxonomy places the organism in Eukaryota, Metazoa, Chordata, Mammalia, Primates, Cheirogaleidae.
UGCAUUGUAUACCCUUCCUGGGAGAUGGGCAGGAGGAGAUAAUCAAGGAAGCACCAGACGGCCCAGUCCUCUCAAUAGUCUAAUCUCUUGCUUGAUACAUCUUCAUUGACUGGCCUAAGUCCAUUACAACAUCUUUGUUCUACACAAAUUUUGGAACCAGUUUGAAGGAGGGGAGUGCAUUUUAGGUGCUUGAAGAGCAAAGGAUUCAGCCCCAGUGGGGUCCUGAAGCUGCUUUGAGCCAUCUGUUGUUGGUGAGAAGCUUCCCUGGAGGAAGACCUGGUUCCCUUCACCUUGUGGGUCCCUGAUGUUGAAGUGGACAAUGAUGGGGAGCUGCAGGGCAUGGAGGGGACAGUGAGUAACAGGACUUGGGUAUAGAAGAUCUGCUCCAGCUGGCCCUUGGACAGCUAGAUACCCAAUGGCAUGGCCCUGUCCCAGUGCAGGAGAGGCUUGGGUCAGCUUAGCUACUUUCAGUACUUGUGUCCUUCAGGAUUAGGAGGUAGUUGCUACUUGGUGUCUGAUUGUGGGGAAAGGGAGGAGCAGCAGUUUUCAAAGAUGCUUUUCUAUGCCAAUUCCCUCCUGGGGCCAAGAAAGGAAGGUUGACUUUUAUGCCCUGUAGGAACAUUCCCAGGGGAGGCUGGGCAGAGCCAGGCCUUAGUGGAUUGGUGAUUGAGCCCUGGGGGCACACAUCUUUGGAGCACUUCCCUAGCCUUUCUUCACAGGGUCUCAGACCUCCCUGCUUCUCUCACUGACCCCAGUGUCCUCAACCCUGCUGAAGGAUCUGCAGGGCUAGGUGCCUAGUCUAAUCCCCGCAGAGUUCUUAACAGCUGACCAUUUUCCUAGAAACUUUGCAUUUUUUAUUUGGCCAACGUGAUGACCCUGAGGAAACCGAAACUCAGAGGGGACGGGCCUUUCCCAUAUCACAUGGAACCCGCCUGUUUUCUCCCUCACUGGCUGCCUUUUCGGUCACGUCCGGGCCUUAGAAGACUGACCCCGGGCAAAAGGCCGGCCAGCCAGGCUGCUACCAGAAGCUUUUUGCCACAAAGGACAAGCUACCUUCCUUUAGCAAGGUCAUGUAGGAAAUUGUAAAUCAUGUGAAGAUGGGACUCUUGGUAUUUGUGCGCAAUCUGCUGCUAGCAUUCUGCCUCUUUCUGGUACUGGGAUUUUUGUAUUACUCCGCAUGGAAGCUACACUUACUCCAUUCCAAUUCAGUGGUUCUAUCCUUCGACUCCGGUGGACAAACACUAGGCUCAGAGUAUGAUCGGUUGGGCUUCCUCCUGAAUCUGGACUCUAAACUGCCUGCUGAGUUAGCCACCAAGUACGCAAACUUUUCAGAGGGAGCCUGCAAGCCCGGCUACGCCUCAGCCUUGAUGACGGCCAUCUUCCCCCGGUUCUCCAAGCCAGCACCCAUGUUCCUGGAUGACUCCUUUCGCAAGUGGGCUGGAAUCCGGGAGUUUGUGCCACCAUUUGGGAUCAAAGGUCAAGACAAUCUGAUCCAUGCCAUCUUGUCAGUCACCAAAGAAUACCGCCUGACCCCUGCCCUGGACAGCCUCCACUGCCGCCGCUGCAUCAUCGUGGGCAAUGGAGGUGUCCUUGCCAACAAGUCUCUGGGGUCACGGAUUGAUGACUACGACAUUGUGGUCAGACUGAACUCAGCACCAGUGAAAGGCUUUGAGAAAGACGUGGGCAGCAAAACAACACUGCGCAUCACCUACCCUGAGGGCGCCAUGCAGCGGCCUGAGCAAUACGAACGAGACUCUCUCUUUGUCCUCGCUGGCUUCAAGUGGCAAGACUUCAAAUGGUUGAAGUACAUCGUCUUCAAGGAGAGAGUGAGCGCAUCAGAUGGCUUCUGGAAAUCUGUGGCCACUCGAGUGCCCAAGGAGCCCCCUGAGAUUCGCAUCCUCAACCCGUAUUUCAUCAAGGAGGCUGCCUUCACCCUCAUUGGCCUGCCCUUCAACAACGGCCUCAUGGGCCGGGGGAACAUCCCGACCCUUGGCAGCGUUGCAGUGACCAUGGCGCUACACGGCUGUGAUGAGGUGGCAGUCGCAGGCUUUGGCUACGACAUGAGCACACCCAACGCACCCCUGCACUACUAUGAGACCGUGCGCAUGGCAGCCAUCAAAGAGUCCUGGACACACAAUAUCCGGCGAGAGAAAGAGUUUCUGCGGAAGCUAGUGAAAGCACGUGUCAUCACUGACCUAACCAGUGGCAUCUGAGUGGGCCCAGCACACGGCCAUGAUGGCCCAGGCACCACCAGGAGCAAGCAACAGCCACCACCACCUACGCAGGAGUCUUCAGACCCAGAGAAGGACAGUGCCAAGGGGCCCCAGGGGCAGCAAGGCCUUGGUGGAGCAGCCAGAGCUGUGCCUGUCCAGAGGCCAGCCCAGAGACCAGCACUCAGCCCCACUCAGCCUGGGUCCGCCAAGCCAGAGGGCCAGCAGGCCAAGGCUGUGCCCAGCAGGCCCAGCAUGCAGGAGGUGGGACAUUAGGCAGCAAGGCUGCUGCCGGAAUCAUUUCUCCAAUCAGUGUUUGGUGUAUUAUCAUUUUGUGAAUUUGGGUUGGGGGAGGGUAGGGAUAAUUUAUUUUUACAUAAGGUUGGAGAUGUCAAAUUUGGUCCACUUGCUAUACAGAAAGGGGCCCACUAGAGGGCCCAUCAGGCAGUGGUACCAGUAAGCUCCCUGCAGGGUGAGAAUGCCAUGACCAGCCUGUACCCUGCUCCAGGGCUAUAGGGGUCUGGGCAGGAUCUCAUGCCAGCCCCCCCACCCCCACCCCAGCUCAUGACACUGUUUGGCCUUUCUUGGGGAGAAGAUGGGGUAUUCCCACUCACCAGUCCCUAGCUGUCCCACAGGGAAACUCUAGAGCCAUCCCUUCCCAGCCAAGAGGACAGCCCCCCGGGCUAGAUCAGAGAGAACUUUAAAGUCAAGAGAUGUGGCCUGGCUCAGCCUAAUGGGAAUGGCUCCCCUCCACCCCAGCUGCAACUGAUCCAUACACUAGUGCCCAGGCAUGGACUGACCAACUUGUCAGAUGUUCUGGGUUGCAACAAUGAGACUGCCAGGUCUUUGGGUUCUGCCUUUAGCCUGGACCAGAGGGAAGUGAGGCCCAAGGACCUUACCCAGGCUGUGGCCGCCAUCCCAGGCAGCCCUCAUGGAAGCAAUAAAGCUCUUCCCUGA